AUGGAUUCAUUAGAAUCAACUGUGAAAAUAAUACCUCUUACUAGAAGAAAAGAAAAAGUUAUAAAAGGAAACACUAAAAUUUUAAGUUCUAGAAUAAAUUUUGAAGAUCCAACACCAUUAUUAUAAACAAGAACUCUACUAGCAAAUAUUAUUAUGGGAAAUCAAAACUCAUAAUCCAAUGUUUGGCCUAAACAGUGA
Messenger RNA from Paramecium sonneborni, 198 nucleotides. NCBI's taxonomy places the organism in Eukaryota, Ciliophora, Oligohymenophorea, Peniculida, Parameciidae. The record is from the annotation of a GenBank genome assembly.